AUGCAGACGCAGUUUUCUAAAAGUAUCACUGAUAAGAUCGUGAUUUUGUGCUGUUUUUUACGGCUGAUCAUUGCUGGUGUACUUCAACAAAGAUUUCCUUGCGCGCCAAUCGAUGCAAUCUCCGCGAGUGGCGCUGCAGUGCCAGUGGCUUGUACCCUUAAAUCAAUUGGAAGCAAAGUGGAACCAGCACUUCCGACUUACGUGAAAGUUUCUACUCCAAUUUCGUACAGACCAUUGCCAAAGACAUCAUCGUUGGUAUAUAUUGCUCCUCCGAUUUUUAAAACGGCAUCUGCUGUUCUCGCAACUGAUACAAAAAAUGACAAAGAAGCAGAAUAUACGGCCUAUCCAAGAUAUUCAUUUAACUAUGGCGUCUUAGACGGAUACACUGGCGAUUCUAAGUCAGCAUGGGAAGAAAGAGACGGUGACACCGUGAAGGGCGAAUAUUCUGUGGUAGAGGCAGACGGGUCGAUUCGAACAGUCACUUACACGGCUGAUGACCAUAAUGGCUUCAAUGCAGUCGUAACUAGGAACGAGCCUCCGAAGAACGCGAAACAAGACAGUAAUUUAAAAGCGUUUUUGCCUGCAACUGUUAUUCCUAAUCAUCGUUAA
Messenger RNA from Eufriesea mexicana, 609 nucleotides. RefSeq names its product cuticle protein 19. Gene Ontology annotation, cellular component: extracellular matrix. NCBI's taxonomy places the organism in Eukaryota, Metazoa, Arthropoda, Insecta, Hymenoptera, Apidae. Bases 1 to 609 code for a protein of 202 amino acids. The transcript has 4 exons. The record is from RefSeq and is a predicted model, not a curated record.